Messenger RNA from Nelumbo nucifera (sacred lotus), 943 nucleotides. RefSeq lists its product as uncharacterized. NCBI's taxonomy places the organism in Eukaryota, Viridiplantae, Streptophyta, Magnoliopsida, Proteales, Nelumbonaceae. The record is from RefSeq and is a predicted model, not a curated record.
AUUACUUUGCUUUCUUGUCUAGGGAAAUUGGGCUUUGUGCUUGGUGGUGGGGAUGGUGCUAAUUAAGAUGAGAGUCGGUCGUUAUGUUGCAGCUUUUGUUUUCCUUGCUUUUCUUGUUACCGACGUAGCUUUUGCUGAUGCUAAUGGUGUUGGGGAUGAUAAGCACUUCUUUGGACGUCGGUUUGGCUUUGGGUACAAGGGGGGUUUAGGCCAUGGGAUUUAUAAGAAGGGAUUUAAGGGGUUUGGUAAGGGUGGUGGACUAGGGGGAGGUAUAGGUGGUGGUGGCGGUCUUGGUGGAGGAGGAGGUUUAGGUGGUGGUGGUGGUCUUGGCGGAGGUGGUGGACUGGGUGGUGGUGGUGGUCUUGGCGGAGGUGGUGGACUGGGUGGUGGUGGUGGUCUUGGUGGAGGUGGUGGACUGGGUGGUGGUGCAGGUGCAGGUGCAGGAGGUGGAUUUGGGAUUGGAGGAGGUUUUGGAGGUGGCGCAGGUGCUGGCGGGGGCCUAGGUGGUGGUGGUGGGUUUGGUGGAGGUGGUGGUGGAGGUGCCGGUAUUGGUGCUGGAUUUGGAGGUGGAGCAGGCUUUGGUAUUGGUGCUGGUGGUCGUCAUUGACUUCUUCGUCAUUUAAAAUAUCAGUCAUAUUAUGUGAAGAAAUUAAAGAUACGUAAAGUAGAUGCAUGCAUGCAUGGUUCCUACGAAUAAUUCAUUAAUCGUCGUCGUUAGAUAUCUAAGAAAAUUAGGUCAUCAAUCAUGAUGACUAGUCCCCCACAAACUUCCCAGCAGCAUUUUGUCAUAGAAUUCAUCUUCAUUAUGUCAUAUUAUGUGUUGACCUUCUACUUGGAGUGUUUGAAAGAAAUUUGUUGUGAGAUGGGUUGAAUUACCUAAACUGUAACAAAUGUAUCCAUUUCAUCAUCAAUAAAUUAGUGCCUCUAAUCUUUUGUCUAAUUA